AUGGCUCUUCAGGAGCCUAGCAACCGAGAGCGCCGCAUGUACUAUUAUGGCCUUCCAAGCGGCCCAAGACUUGUCGCCCGCUCUAGCACCACGCCCUGGUCUCAACCUCGUGAGUGGCCAGAGCGCAAGAAGCUGGGCGUUGCUACAGGCCAUAAAAUCCAGCAACCAUGGAACGAUCUGCAAGGAUCACUUCAGCAGCUCAUCAUCAACACGCUCAGCGGCAUCGACUGGACCGCCAUAGACAUCUUGCGCGUUAGCUACGAAGACACAUAUGAAGAUAAAUGCCCCGUCACCAUGUUGAUUUCCGUAUCCAAGGACUCGACUUCGUUCCGACAGGCAGAAGCAGCAAUCAUCGCGUGCAGGGAUAUUCUCAUCCGGUUCGGGCUCGAUGACGUUGAAGUUGAGAUGAAGGAAAGCAUCGUCAGCACCGCUGCCUCGAGCCCAGGUCCAGCUACCUCAGACCCGAUAACCGGCCAUAAAGCCCCACGCCUCGAUCCCGGCCCUUUCGACAACGACAUAUCCGAUCUCAAGUACAACAUCAAUCGCGACAUCUCAGAGUACAUAGGAACGUCGAUUGCUUCAACUGAUGGGUUUAAACAAGGAACAAAGGGCCUCUAUCUACAAAGCAACAACGGCAAGACAUAUGCACUUACAUGUCGGCAUGUUCUUUUUUCCGACAAUGACUGCAAGGAGUACCGUUACCAAGACGGACAUAAUACUAUCACUAAGGAUGUUAUCCAGCCAAGAAAGAACAUUCUGAGCAACAUAGUAGAAGAAUUCAGGAGCAAGAAGGAAGCACUUGAUCUGACUAUUGAUCUCACUGCAAAGCCAUUGUAUAACACUGUAUCAUACCAGGCGCUGCGUGUCGGUAACUUACGAGAGCAAACCUUGCGACAAUCUUGCCAACCCCGCAUUGAUCAGUUUGACCAGAAGGGCUGCGCUAUCCUUGGUCACGUCGUGUUUUCGCCUCCAAUCGAACUUUGCUCUCAGCGUCUCAGACUCAGGGAUUGGGCGCUUAUCGAACUUAGCCAGGAUAUUUUUACCACGAAGCUCAGCGAGCUCAGAAACAAGGUCCCAGUCACACAAAAGCUCUCACUGAUGCUGGGCGAGGUCAAGGAACUCCUGGCCACAACUGCCCUGCGGCUAGAUUUCACUUAUUCUCUUGAAGUGGCCAUUGGACCACGUAUGGUUCCCGAGAGUGAUCUAGAAGAUGCUCUAUCCAGAACCCCGACCGAAGGUAAGGGUCUUAUUGUUAUAAAGCAUGGCUUUAAAACUGGAUUUACUAUUGGACGCGCUAAUGGGAUCCGUUCUGUUAUCCGCUAUGCCUCUGAAGCCGUUGGAGAGGUCAUCUCUAGUGAAUGGUGUAUUAUUGGGAUAGAUAAAGCUUUCUCUGAGAAAGGGGACUCAGGCGCUUGUAUUUUUGACCUGGAAGGUCGAAUUGGCGGCAUGAUUACCGCAGGAUUGGAAGCUGAGAACAUUACUCGUGGUGGGUAUGACGUCACGUACGCCGCGCCUAUGCAGUGGCUUUUGGACGACAUCAAGCGACAAGACUACGAUAUCAAGCUGCCUAACUAGACCCAUAUCUCUAAUAAGGAG
Messenger RNA from Fusarium redolens, 1596 nucleotides. RefSeq lists its product as uncharacterized. The record is from RefSeq and is a predicted model, not a curated record. The transcript has a single exon. The coding region runs from base 1 to 1575 and encodes 524 amino acids. NCBI's taxonomy places the organism in Eukaryota, Fungi, Ascomycota, Sordariomycetes, Hypocreales, Nectriaceae.